UUUGAUUUUUUUUUUGUUUAGUAUGCAAGUUCGCUCAUGUAAUUACCGAAAGGAUAUAUGUCAUUUUUAUUUUUCGUAACAUCUUAAAUUUGCUUAUAAUUUCAUCUUUAUGUUUUUAUCAAUUAUUCUUUACCAAAUUUAUAUAAUUACUCCAUUGAUAUUUAGCUGAUACUUCAUUGUUUGUACCUUCAUAACUAGAGUUAGUUUUAGUUGGCAGAAUAGACAUAAAGUUUGAAGCUAAUCUGAUCAUGUCUCAGCAACAAAUCGUGACUCCACCGCCAUCCGCAUCCCGAGAUUCCUCAUAUGCAGCUUCAGCUACAUCAACUCUGCCAAAACCUGGUUUAUUUAAGAGGUUUAGGAAUAAGACUAGUCCUCUGCUGUCAAAGUCAAGGAACUCAACUACUUCAAGUGAGUCAUCGACUGCUAUGGUUGAUCAUAGUAUUGCUUCUAUGCCAACCCCUAGAAGACAGGGUAGUUCGGGAAGUCGGAAAUCAGCUGGUCAAAGAGAUCCAAGUGUUACAAGAUAUCUUGACUUUGAUAAUUCAAGUUUAUAUGAUGACGAUGCUUACUUUGAUGAAGAUGGAGCUAAUCAUGACUCCGAUGACGAUGAUGAUUCAUCUACGCUGAAUUUAUCCUUAAAAAAGACCACUUCGUUGGAGACUCUUGAUAAACAUAGAUCUGAAAUACCCCAUUUUGAUGAUCAUAUGUUCAAUGAAAAGGUUAAUUUCCCAAGUCUUGAAGAUACUCAUUUCGAUGAUAUACCAUUAGAAAUCCAAAAGGAAGAAGAACCACCUUGGGUUGGAAUGACCUAUGAAUACCUUCUAACUCCGAAAUAUGUCAAAACUUCAAAACGUAACAAAAGAAGUCCAAGGAUCCUUAAUAAUGUAUUCCUUGCUCAAGAAUUGAAUUAUAGUGAAGAUCUUAAGAAGAAUAGUAUUACUGAUUUCGAAGGUGGUAGUGUUGUUUCUGAUACUAGCGAUAGAGACACAGCUCCGGAAGCUGGAAUAGAUGUAGAACUUUCAGAAAAGACAGAUGCGGCUAAUAAGAAUGAGAUCUUCGUGAUGGAAUUCUCAAGAGAUGGUAAAUAUCUUGCUACUGCUGGGGAAAAUGCCACUAUUGUUAUUUGGAAGGUUGUCUCAUCACCUUUAGGAAGAUUGGAGUUUAAAAAUACUGAAAAUGAAUUGAAUGUGAUAAGUAAAGCUCAUCAUAAAAAACACGACGUUUACUCAUCAGCACCAGUUUUCCAUCAAAAGCCAUUCAAGGUUUUACAUGGUCAUACCAAGGGUAUAUUGACCUUAGAUUGGAGUAAAAAUAAUUUCUUACUUUCGGGUAGUAUGGAUAGAACGGCAAAGUUGUGGCAUGUGGAAAGAGAUACUUGUUUACAAACAUUCCAACAUGAGGAUUUCGUUACCACUGCCAAAUUUCAUCCUACAGACGAUAGAUUCUUUCUCAGUGGUUCUCUUGAUAACCAUGCUCGAUUAUGGUCAAUUCUUGAGACUAAAGUUGCUUAUAGUAAGAAUUUGGGAGAUGAUGUUUUGAUAACAGCACUGCAAUUCACCCCAGAUGGUCGUUAUAUAAUCAUUGGUGGAUUCAAUGGUUCCUUGUUUGUUUUAGAAACGAAAGGAUUAUAUCACGUCAAUAGAUUUGAGAUAAAGGACAGAUCUAUGGUUAAUCCUUUCCACAACAAGAAUGGUAACAAGAUAACUGGGAUUAAAAUAUUCAAUAAUAGUAAUUAUAAAGAAGGAUCAACGACUAAGGAGUUGGAUAAAUGGUCCUUCUUAAUAACUACCAACGAUUCUAAAGUGAGAUUAGUACAUUGGAGUCUGAAAAGACUUGUUACUAGGUUCAAAGGUUUAACUAAUAGUAGUUCUUCGAUUGCUGCAUCUAUGAGUGAUGAUCAACAUUAUAUUAUUUCUGGUUCAGAAGAUCACUGGUGUUAUAUAUGGGAAAAUAAUAAUAGAAUUAUAAACAACAAAUUAAAGGCGUCCUUGAAGGAUUUAGUUAUAGAAGGAAAACAUCAUCUUCAUGAUUUACAUACCAAACACAAGAAAUAUUCGAAAGUAUUUGAGGAUAACAAGUACAUCAAAAAGCUUUUUGAAAAUGAUGAGCAAGAUUUCGAUUUCGUCUCAAAUGAAAACAAUAGCUAUGCUUCUUUCCAUGCUCAUCAUAGUAAGGUCAAUGUUGCAAUUUUUGCCCCAGAAGCAACGAAGAGAUUACUUGAAUUCUCUGAUGAUAUAAUCUUAGAUCUUGUGAAAAGAGGUAAAGCUUGUCAAUUUAAAUCCACAGGAACCCUCCCACAAGAGGAUGUUUUAACCAAAGGAGAAAUUAUUGUAACAACUGAUCAAAUGGGUCUUAUUAGAGUCUUCCGUCAAGAUUCUGCCUACAAGAUCAGAAAAAGAUUUAUCAAUAUGUAUAAAAAAGGUCCUUGUGCUCCGACAAAGAAAGAAGCUGUUGAUAUACAUGAUCCAAUUAUGGGCGGUAAGAGUAAUAGUAGCUCAAUAUCAAAUUUAAAGGAUAUGAAUAAUUGUGUUACUGCACUCAAAAUGGAUGUUGGAAGGAAAUUAACCAAAUCUGGGAGAAGUAUGAGCCCUAUACCGGCUGAUGUGUUUUCGUUGAAAAAGCCCAGCAGGAAAAAGGCAUCCUCCAGUCCAGUAUUACCCACUCAAUCUCCGAGUCUUUCAUCAAAGAAUUCACAUUCUUCAGUACCAACUGUGUUUACAACAGGUUCAUUUAUCAAUGGCAAGCAGCAUUUAAAUGUGGUGAAUUCAGGUUUGUUUGGAGAAGAAGGUAUGAAGGUUGAUCUUAUUCAUGAACUGAUCGAAAAGAAUAUGACGGACACGGAAAACGAGCAAGCAUCUUUACUCCCUGCAUCUAGCAUAUCUACCAAGUUAGAUGAAUUCCCAACUAUUGAAAAUAAGACUAAAGCAGGUUUAUUUAAUGAAGCCUUAGAACUUAAUUUUAGAACGCCACUGGAAAAUGUUGAAGAAAGAGUUCAAAAUGAAUUAUCUAAAUUACGAUUAGACAGUAUCAGCAGCAGAGGAAGAGAAAAGUAGUAAGUAUAUAGGCGUUAAGAGAUAAGGUUGGAAAUAUUUGAUUUUUUUUACAUAUGGUUUAGUUUUUAUUUAUUUAUUUAAUUUAUAUUUAUUUCAU
Scheffersomyces coipomensis is the source of this 3150-nucleotide messenger RNA. RefSeq lists its product as uncharacterized. The transcript has a single exon. Gene Ontology annotation, molecular function: protein binding. Bases 249 to 3053 code for a protein of 934 amino acids. The record is from RefSeq and is a predicted model, not a curated record. Lineage: Eukaryota; Fungi; Ascomycota; Pichiomycetes; Serinales; Debaryomycetaceae.